GGGCAAGAGAAUUUUCGUUGCUGCUCUCCAACCUCAGGCUCCUUCUGCCUCUCUCUUCUUUCCCUUUACUUCUUUCUGGAGGGAAGAACGAAGAGAGAGAGGGAGAGGAGGAAGUGGGAUUGUGGAGGAGUGAAAAACCCUAGAUCGAGCUCCGAAAACCCUAGCCUUGAGCUUCCGUUUGACCUCUCCCGUCUUGCAUUUGGAGGUCUCUGGAAAGAAAAGAAAAGAAAAAGGCCGUUGAAGUACAAAAGGAGAUGAAUGUAAUGUUAAAAUUGUUGAGAUUUAUCAGCUAUUCUAAUCCACGAGUCUGAUGGUUCAUCUCGAGAUGCCUGCUGUCCGGUAUACGGUGUAGAUAUGCCACAAUUUUGGUUGGUUUGGCAGAUUAGAUUAUUGAAUUGAAAGCCUGGUAAUGGUAAAGAUUUGCCAGAGAUGGAGAGGGUUUCCGACUCCAAGAUGUUGCCCGGGCAGCUCCCUGGUGUUGAUCAGGCAUUGGGUACACAAGGGAACAGUUUGAGAGUAGAAGAAGGGCCAACUUGUGCUCGAAAAUCCGAAAAUUUGGAUCCACCCAUACCCAUUAGAGCAUGGAAAGGAAAGGUUCCUUUCCCAGAAGAGAAGGAAUUGGCACCCGAGGCUGAGAGCUUCAGGAGUGCCGACUCUUAUGAAGGAGGGCGGGGUUCUUUCUCAGGGGCAAGUCAUCCCCCGGAGCCAAUCGAUACAGACCUCAUGAGGACGGUAUAUGUAGCGAUAGACCAAGAUAAAUCUGAAACAGGGUGCUUGGUGAAAGGCUUAUCGGUCAAAGGUCCUUUUAUAGAAGAUCUUUCGAUUCGAGUUCCAGGGGUGAAACCAAAUGCUGCUGUCUCACCAGUUGAAAGUUUGGUUGAAGAGGCCACUGAGUCAGGUGCAGCAGCUUCUCCAUUUUCUGUUCCGCGUGCAUCACAGUCCACGGAAAAUGCGAUCUUGCCUCCAGACUCUGAAGAGAAGGAGUGUGUGUGGGAUGCUUCCCUUCCUCCCAGCGGCAAUGUCAGUCCACACAGUAGCAUUGACAGCACAGGUGUGGUGACUGCUAUGAGUGUUGUGAAUAGCUGCACAAGCACUUAUAGAAGUGAAGGGAUUACCAGCGAUGGAAUGCUUAGUGUGGAAAGGAACUGUGAAAGUGCCAAAGGAAGUGUUAGAGGAGACUCACUCGAGAGUGCAAAAACGAGUAUGAGCAGAGCAAGCGAUAGCAGUGGUCUUAGUGAUGAUAGCAACUGGAGCAAUAUUACAGGGAGUGCUAAUAAGCCUCACAAGGGUAAUGACCCAAGAUGGAAGGCUAUUCUUGCUGUUCGGGCUCGGGAUGGUAUAUUGGGGAUGAGCCAUUUUAGACUGCUUAAACGGCUUGGAUGUGGUGACAUUGGUAGUGUUUACCUCUCUGAGUUGAGCGGGACCAGAUGCUACUUUGCAAUGAAAGUGAUGGACAAGGCAUCCUUGGCGAGCAGGAAGAAGUUGACAAGGGCUCAGACUGAAAGGGAAAUCCUCCAGCUCCUAGAUCACCCCUUCCUGCCAACUUUGUAUACACAUUUCGAGACUGAUAGGUUCUCAUGCUUGGUCAUGGAGUUCUGUCCAGGUGGUGAUCUGCACACAUUGAGGCAGCGGCAGCCAGGAAAACACUUCUCUGAGUAUGCAGCAAGAUUUUAUGCUGCGGAAGUACUACUUGCUUUAGAGUAUCUGCACAUGCUGGGAGUAGUCUACAGAGACUUGAAGCCGGAAAAUGUUCUUGUCCGUGAUGAUGGCCAUAUAAUGCUUUCAGAUUUUGAUCUUUCUCUUAGGUGUGCGGUCUCACCAACCCUCAUAAAAACCUCAUCGCUUGACUCUGAUCCUUCCAAACGGGCUGGUGGGGCAUUCUGUGUCCAACCUGCCUGCAUUGAGCCUUCAUCAGUCUGCAUUCAGCCUGCAUGCUUUAUGCCGAAGCUCUUUCCUCAGAAAAGCAAGAAGAAGACGAGGAAGCCAAGGGCUGAGCCAGGGCAGCAGGUCACCACCCUUCCUGAGCUCGUGGCUGAGCCCACAACUGCUCGAUCCAUGUCCUUUGUUGGGACCCAUGAGUACCUAGCCCCUGAAAUCAUCAAAGGUGAAGGCCAUGGAAGUGCAGUUGACUGGUGGACCUUUGGUAUCUUCCUGCAUGAGCUCUUGUAUGGCAAGACACCCUUCAAGGGCUCAGGCAACAGGGCAACAUUGUUUAAUGUAGUUGGCCAGCAACUUAGAUUCUCUGAAGCUCCAUCAACCAGCUAUGCGAGUAGAGAUUUGAUCAGAGGUCUUUUAGUUAAAGAGCCCCAGCAUCGGCUGGGAGUGAAGAGGGGAGCCACUGAAAUAAAACAGCAUCCCUUCUUUGAGGGUGUGAACUGGGCACUCAUACGAUGCAGCACACCACCGGAGGUGCCAAGGCCGGUCGAGACAGAGCUGCCACUGAAGUUUGGUGUGGUAGAAGGAGUAGGGAGCAGCAGUAAGAGAAUGGUAGGGGCAGACAUGAAGUCUGGAGGAAAGUAUCUGGACUUUGAGUUCUUUUAGCAGUUCUUGAUUAUAGGCUAUUACUUCCUGUUGUAUUUGAGUCAUUGUCUUCUAAUCUAUUCCAUGGGUGUUCCUUUGCUCCAUAAUGCUAUAUAUCUGAUGGGUCUCAAGCUGUUCUGAAUUUCUGAUUUGCCCAUAUAUGAGAAACUUGCCUCUCCACUCUUUUCACA
This is a messenger RNA of Elaeis guineensis (African oil palm), 2711 nucleotides long. RefSeq names its product serine/threonine-protein kinase D6PKL1. NCBI's taxonomy places the organism in Eukaryota, Viridiplantae, Streptophyta, Magnoliopsida, Arecales, Arecaceae. Gene Ontology annotation, biological process: protein phosphorylation. Gene Ontology annotation, molecular function: protein kinase activity; ATP binding. The record is from RefSeq and is a predicted model, not a curated record.